AUGACUGAACGCCCAGCGGGACCGGGCAGGAACCCAACGGCACCUCCUGUCCUGGCAAAUGGCCACUUUGCUACGAUCGGCGAUACUGCAGAGGCCGCCGCCGCUUACGAGCAUGGUGUGCAGGUCAUCGAUGGAGACAAGGAGUUCAACCCAAACCUAGCCAAGUAUCUCUCGCUCGAAGAUGUCACCCAGGCCGGGUUCAACUACCACCUUAUCUCCGUGUUUGGAUCGCAAUCCACCGGCAAGUCCACAUUGCUCAACCACCUCUUCGGAACUCAAUUCUCUGUGAUGUCGGAGUUGGAGCGCAGACAAACUACAAAGGGAAUUUGGUUGUCAAAGAACAAGAAGCAGGGGGCGGCCGCAGCCGCAGAUGGCUCGCGCAUGGCGGAUAACAUCUUGGUAAUGGAUGUUGAGGGAACAGACGGUCGCGAGCGUGGUGAGGAUCAGGAUUUCGAGCGCAAGAGUGCUCUCUUUGCACUUGCGACUAGUGAGGUCCUGAUUGUCAACAUCUGGGAACACCAGGUGGGGCUGUACCAGGGCGCCAAUAUGGGUCUCUUGAAGACCGUUUUUGAAGUGAAUUUACAGCUCUUCCUCAAAGACAAGAAUACCACCCACCGAUCCCUCCUAUUCUUUGUUAUCCGUGACUUCAUCGGCACCACCCCACUCAAGAACCUCCAGAAGACAUUAUUGGAAGAUUUGUCUCGCCUGUGGGAUACGAUAUCGAAACCUGCUGGCUUGGAAAAGUCAACAAUUCACGACUACUUCGAUUUCCAAUUCUACGGCCUGCCGCACAAAGGUUACCAACCUGAUCAAUUCGUCACAGAAAGCCAGAAGCUUGGAUUACGGUUCCGUGAGGGUCAUCGAGACCCGAGGAGAGAUGCGCUCAAAGGCGAAUUCUCUGAAGGAGGAGUCUUCUUGCCAGAGUAUCACCGACGUAUCCCGGCCGAUGGAUUUUCGCACUAUGCUGAGGGUAUUUGGGAUCAAAUUGUCAACAAUAAGGACUUGGAUCUGCCAACGCAACAAGAACUACUCGCUCAGUUCCGUUGCGAUGAGAUCUUGCGUGAAGUGAUGACUGGAUUUGAUGAGGCUAUUACUGCAUUUGAGGAUAAACAGGCCGAGGCUGUUCGUGCAGGUGCUCCUGAGGUACUCGGUGGGCUGGGUGCGAUCAUGAAGACAGCACGCUCAAAGACCCUCAAGGGCUUUGAAGUUGAAGCUAGUCGAUACCACAAGGGUGUUUACCAGCGUAAGAAGGCCGAGCUGGAGGGCAAGGUUGAUACUCGCCUAAAGGCCCUGUUCCAUGGACAACUCUCAGCUGCCCAUAAGUCUGGUAUUCGCUAUUUCAGCGACGCUGUCACCGAUGCUGUCAAGUCUGGUCAAAAGAAGGGCGGAAAUUACGACUUUGCCGAGAUUGUACACCAUGAAACCAAGACUUCUCUAGAGAAGUAUGAGGAAGUUGCCCGCUCCACCCUUGUGGAAGGCACGCCAUGGAGUAAUUAUAAGCAGGAGCUGAAGCUUUAUGAGAAGGAAUUGUCCGAAGUCAGUACUCGUUUGCGUCAGGACGAGAUGCGACGCCUGGCCAGCCGUGUCGAGCGUUGGGUUCAAUCUCGUCUGGGUGAAUCCGUCGGGUUGGAAUUCAACAGCCUUGGCUCUGGCCGUGCCGGUGGUGGUGCUCCAGAAGACGGAGAAAAGCCUACCGAGAAAGUGUUUUGGGAUAGAGUGUGGAAUGUGUUUGUUGAGACUGUCCUCGACGCAGAGCGGAGAUUUACCGACCGCGCGAGCAGCUUUGAUGCUAGCCUGGAGGAGGUUGAUGUGGGACUAUGGCGCCUACGUCGCAAGUCUUGGGGCGUGCUACGUGCUAAGAUUGAUGAGGAGAUGACUGAGGGUAACUUACUGUUGAAGUUGCGUGAGAACUUUGAGGACAAGUUCCGAUACGAUGAGGAGGGUGUCCCACGAAUCUGGCGCCCAACCGAUGACAUUGAGGGCAUCUACACUCGUGCUCGCGAGUCUACUUUGACGCUAAUUCCUCUGCUUUCCCGCUUCCGUCUUGCUGAGACCUCUGCUCUCCCUCCCCUUGACCGGUGGGUUGGUCACACUCCUAGCUCAGCGACCUCUACAGAUGAAGAGGAUCUGCCGCCCAUUGGAGGAAUUGAUGAGGACGAAGGCAAGAGCCUGGAGGAAGAGAUGACCAUUCUUGGUGAAUCCAAACGCCAGGAACUCACUGUGCGGUUCAAGAAGGCUGCUGAUGGCGUCUACGUUGAGGCCAAGCGCAGCGCCAUUGGUGGCAUGACUCAAGUGCCCCUUUACUUCUAUGGCUUGCUGCUUGCUUUGGGCUGGAACGAGAUCUGGGCUGUUCUCCGAAACCCCGCCUACUUCUUCCUGCUGUUUGUUUGCGCUGUAGGCGCCUACGUGACCUACCAGCUCAACCUAUGGGGACCUAUGCUCAAGAUGACCGAGGCCGCAUCUCAACAGGCUCUUGAGGAAGGUAAACGCCGUCUGCGCGAGUUCCUUGAGUCCUCCGACACUGGUCGACAGGCCAUGGCCAUGUCGGCUGAACGAACAGGUGCUUCAAGCCGCGGCGAGGAAUAUGAGAUGUCUGAUAUGCCGAAGCGUGGUACCAAGCCCGACGACGACGUGGAUGACUUGUAA
This is a messenger RNA of Penicillium angulare, 2646 nucleotides long. It is a transcript of the gene sey1, whose product is annotated as dynamin-like GTPase SEY1. Gene Ontology annotation, cellular component: endoplasmic reticulum. NCBI's taxonomy places the organism in Eukaryota, Fungi, Ascomycota, Eurotiomycetes, Eurotiales, Aspergillaceae. The coding region runs from base 1 to 2646 and encodes 881 amino acids. Gene Ontology annotation, biological process: endoplasmic reticulum membrane fusion. Gene Ontology annotation, molecular function: GTP binding; GTPase activity. The transcript has 4 exons. The record is from RefSeq and is a predicted model, not a curated record.